AUGCCGUCGCUUCUUGUUUGGCAGGAAUUGGCUCUCCGAAGUCAGCUUCCCAGCAUGGAACAAGAUGGAGGCUCUCAGAAUCCAGUAUCCUCUCCUGGAAUGUCUCAAGAACUGAGAACCAUGACCACAAAUAGUUCCGAUCCUUUUCUUAACAGUGGAACUUUUCACUCAAGAGACGAGAGCACCGACAGUGGCCUCAGCAUGAGCAGUUACAGUGUCCCCAGAACUCCAGACGACUUUCUCAACAGCGUCGACGAAAUGGACACAGGUGACAGUAUCAACCAAAGCAGCAUCCCUUCGCAUCAGAACCGUUUUCCAGAUUAUCUUGAAGCCAUUCCGGGGACAAACGUGGACCUUGGGACGCUGGAAGGAGAUGCCAUGAAUAUAGAAGGAGAGGAACUGAUGCCAAGCCUCCAGGAGGCUCUGAGCUCCGAUAUCCUUAAUGACAUGGAGUCUGUACUGGCAGCCACCAGGCUAGAUAAAGAGAGCUUUCUUACCUGGUUAUAGGGGCCUCAGGGAGACGAAGCCUGAAAUCUUUGAAGGAUCUAAGGAGAUAAGACGGUGUGCCUGAUGUUGAGAACAAGCCUGUGCGACAAAAAGGCUUUCUUGGCUGACGAUCAGAGAAGAGAACAAGUAAAUGAACAAAAUACUCCAGAUUCUUUUCAUCCAGCAUUUUGUUCUUCCUUGUCCAAUCGCUGCUGUUAUACUGCUGACCUCUUUUCACACUUGACUCUGAAGAAUUGGACUGUUUGUUUUAUCUCUUCCCCCCCUCCCCCCCCUGUUGCAACUGCUGUUCAACAGGGUGGUGACGGAGGGGGAGGGGAGACGUAGCAAGAGGAUAGGCCAGCCCGGUUUCGGAUCACGACUGCCAUUCCUUUUUGCCCCGCUAUCUGUAAUGCGUAUCCUUUUUUUAAAAAAUCUAAUGCGGAUUUUGUUGAGUCUAACUCUGCACGCCCCUACCCGCAGCUGGCGCUUCUGUGUUGUUCUGCCUGUGGCAAGUGGCAGCAACGUGACUUACUGGUCUGGCGAGCCAAAAGUUAUGUAUCUGAUGGGGGGAGGGAUAAAGAGUUGGUGCUGAUUUGGAGGCAAGCACCAGAAGACGGCUUGUUAACCUUGGAUGCUGUGCAAAAACCCAUCAGGCACAGAGGCUGCUCGAUCUCACCAUUUAAAUGAAUGGAAGUUGCGUGGCAGCGACGUUUGCUGGAUCAUGCCCACUGUUAGCUAAUUAUUAGCUUUCCCUGUUGGCUUCCCUGUUAUGGCACCACGAAUCAUGAGUCGUUUUACGUCAACUUUAUGAAUCUUGAUUGUUACCUCUUAUUCUAGCUUAUAAUUUUUUUUUCUUCUGAAUCUUAGAUUUUUUUAAUUAUAGCAGUAGACUUGUAAGUUAACUUUAAAAAAAAAAAGUAGUGAAACCGAAAUUUCCUGACUUCACUUAGUCUUAUUUAAAUCUGAAAUGGCUGGCUUUUUUUUUUAUACCUAAUCUAGUGUAGUCAGCCAGAAUAUCUAUUAGUCCUAUGUUGUGCUUGUAACUUCUUUUUUUAAAGAUAGCUUUGAAUGUAUUCAUUAGACUACAGGAUCCAGGGCUUAUCUUUUACGCCUGACUGCCAGAAUUUGAAGCAGUGAUCUUCUUUGGGACCUUGUCCUAAAUUCACUUCCUUCCUUGAAAAUUUAGCUCCACUUGUUUCAGAGGAACUUGCAUCUGUCUAAACACGUUCAGGAUUGCCACUUAAAGGGCAAUCAGUUGUAUGGAAGUGUUUUUUUUUUUAAUGAUGGAUUUUUUAAAACACAGCAACAUUUAUGCUAUGAGGUUUCAUCGUGGGACAGCUCUUGCCAUUGCGGGAAGAGCUUUUAUAGCGUUGAUGAAAUUGGUGGCUUGAAAUUCCAAAGUCCCUGAUGGAUGAAAAAAAAAUGGACAAAAGAUGCUUUUACCUGUAGUUAGUUUUCAUAUCAUCUGCACUGUCACCUGAGUUUACAAUACUGGCAAGAACACUAAAGUUUUAAGGUGCAUCAAAAGCAUAGCUUAAGGUGCAUCAGAAGCCGAAUGGUGCGUAUAGAAGACUGUAAAGAUAUGUGUUAGAGGGCGAGGCGAGCAAGUAGAAGAGUAUUUUAGUUGUAGAGGUUAGUUAGCACUGAUAUCGAGGGCCUAGUACAUCUCGAUGCCAUGACCUUUUAACGAGAAAUAAUUGCCUUCGCAGUUGUCUGCAGGAAUUGUAUGACAUGUUUUCCAAAGAGUAUUUUUAAGUGAACAAAAAGAGCACGAAUCAAUGUUACGGUAUAAGCUAUGAAGUAUUUCCGUGGAGUUGUGUUUUUUUAAUUAAUUAAUUGGCACCAUCUAGUACCUUAAGGAUCUGAUAUCAUUCCUAGUGACUUGUUUUCCUUAUUUUCAAGAUUUAUCCACUUGCCUUCCAAAUGUGUUUUGGGCUGAAACGUGGAACACAGGAGAUAUUGAAAGGAAAAAAUAAAACAGCUGGCCCCUUCUAGUUGAUGUGGCAAGAGGCCCCGUGGCAUUAGGCCACAGUUUAAUGGGCCCCUUUAUCGCCUGCAGUGUGUCAGCCCUGGGAGCAGUAAUGUGGAGGAGGGGGGUCAAGAGAGCAGAUCACACUUCCAUUAAGAGGCUUGCUUCCUCUAGUCUUCCCACCAUUUCCCCCUUCCCCCUAACUGCUUUCAGAAACAGACUGAUAUGAACUGACAUGCGUAGUCUUAUAGAUGGACAACAGGGAGAAAAUCCAGUGUUCUCGCAAUCCGUUUCCCUAUUUUGUAUCCAGAUACUGGAGGACCACUUUGUACCUAUUUGGGCACCAAGUAGGAAAUGGUGAAUUUCUCAUCCUGGAUAUCACAUAGAUAAGACAUGCUUUGGUUGAUCACAGCUUCAAAGUUGGAAACCUUUUGGGGGGGGCCUUGACAUUGUACAUACACUACACAGCUUAUACUGUAUCUGAGCAGCACUGUGGGAGAGGUACAGACGUAAAACUGGGAAUUCUUGAAUUUCUCUUAACACUAAACCUGUUUAUGCAAUACUUAAAAAACUUUAUAGUUACUUUUUAAGCCUCUUCGUGUGAUGGGAAAUGUGCCUUAGAGAUAAUUUGUACUGUUGGCAGAAAAAUAAGUAAAUAGACUGACGGGAAAGUUUUUAUCAAAUCGUUAUCACUUGACAAAGUGGCUUAACUUUUUUUGUACUGAAAUGCAAAAAAGAAAGUGUUAUGGGUAGUAUUUUGUAUUUGAUUGGUGUAUAUAUUUAAACAGAUCACUUUCCUAACUUUGUAGCCUCUAGAUUUUUUUUUUAAACUACAGUGUGUUCAGAACGUAAUUGAAACGUAAUGAAUUCUUAUAAGUCUGCAGCAUUAUCUGCUUGGGAAUAUGUACCGUUCCUAUAAAUCACAUGGAUCAAAAUUUGUGUACCAAUCAGUGUUGGAACUCAAGCAAUGCAAGCGGAAGAGAGACAAUUUCAGAGUGAUUAACGGUAACUGAGCUUUUGCACAUCUGGAGAAUCCAUAUGAAACUGACUUCACUUUUAAUCAUGGGGGGGGGGUUCUGUAAGAGGCAGGUGUGUGCUUGUCUAAGCUGACUAUUUUUCCUUUAGGGAGAAAAAAAACCCAACCUCCAUAUUUUAAAAUGUUUUCUGUUAGAGAACUCUGAAACACAACUUUUUUUCAAAUAUAUAUAUAGUUACAAAUGUUAUAUUUUCUUUAGAUGUAAGAGCAUGCCUCUGUUAA
Molecule: messenger RNA, 3713 nt
Organism: Gekko japonicus
Lineage: Eukaryota; Metazoa; Chordata; Lepidosauria; Squamata; Gekkonidae
Product: transcriptional coactivator YAP1-like
Exons: 3
Coding region: 1-507 (168 amino acids)
Biological process (GO): hippo signaling; positive regulation of transcription by RNA polymerase II
Cellular component (GO): cytoplasm; nucleus
Molecular function (GO): transcription corepressor activity; transcription coactivator activity
Source: RefSeq, a predicted model, not a curated record